Messenger RNA from Dichotomopilus funicola, 915 nucleotides. RefSeq names its product Alpha/Beta hydrolase protein. The transcript is spliced from 6 exons. The record is from RefSeq and is a predicted model, not a curated record. NCBI's taxonomy places the organism in Eukaryota, Fungi, Ascomycota, Sordariomycetes, Sordariales, Chaetomiaceae. Gene Ontology annotation, molecular function: hydrolase activity. The coding region runs from base 1 to 915 and encodes 304 amino acids.
AUGUAUUUAUCGGAAGAGUGGCUCUCGUACGAGCGGAAGCUAGGGUUCCGGCCAGUGAUUACCGGCACCGUCGAGGAAAUACGUACCGGUUACAAUGGGCUCUCCGACACGAUUGCUAAGCAGUUGCCGCCGCAUGACUCCACGUUGACCGUUCUCCCGGUCCGCAUUUACACUCCCGGCCAGGCCAGCGAGCGGAAGCUGCCGGUCGGCGUUUAUGCACACGGCGGCGGAUUCGUAGCAGGGAGUGUCCAGGCCUCGUUUGAAGAUUACAAUUGCCGUUACAUUGCCCAAAACACACCCUGCAUCAUCGUCUCUGUCGACUUCCGCCUCGCCCCUGAACACCCCGUUCCAGCACAAGUCGACGAUGUCCUCGCCGGAUUUCUAUGGACCCGCGAUAACAUAACAACCCUCAACGGCGACCCAUCCAAACUCUUCCUAAUCGGUGCCUCCGUAGGCGGCGGUCUAGCAUUGAGCGUGGCCUUCAAGCUCCUCGAAGCACCGCAAGGCGACCAGCAUGCCCAGCUAGCCGGCAUCGUCGCGCUAGCGCCCAUCACGAUGCACCCAGAGCACGUCCUAGCCGAGUUCCUCCCGGACUACACGGCAUACGAAGAAAACGCCGAGGGACCGUUGAUCAACCGCGCGGCCAUGUAUGUUUUCAACAGUCUUAACGGGUGUGAUGCGCGCAAGGAUGAUGUCAAGGGCCUGCCGCCUACUUACAUCUCGACCUGUGGCGCUGACCCGCUGCGUGACGAUGGGACUGUCAUUGAGCGCGCGCUGACCCGCCAGGGGGUCCCGUGUCGGCUGAGGAACUAUGAGGGUUUGCCGCAUUUCUUUUGGAUAUAUCCUGAGAUUCCUACGGGGGACACGUUUCGGGAGGAUACGGUCGAGGGGGUGAGGUUUGUGUUGGGGGCUUAA